AAUUGCUCCUUUUUUUGCUUGAGAUGUUUCGUUUCAGUCGUAGUAAAAUCAGGAAAAUGUGCCUAGCGACUGAAUAACCAAAACUAUCAUGAAGAGAGUCACUCUGUUUGUCAACGGAACGUCUUCCAAUGGCAAGGUCGUGGCUGUGUAUGGAUCAGUGAUAGACCUUCUGUCCGUUGCCAGCAGUAAAUUUGGAAUACGAGCAUCCAGUGUUUUUAACGGAACUGGCGGUCUUAUAGACGACAUCUCGCUCAUAAGGGAUGACGACGUACUGUAUGUGUCAGAGGGGGACUCCUCUAAUGACCCUCUGGGUGACCCUGGCAGUCCAGAUAAGUUCCAGACUCAUACAGACUGGCUGACACUCAAUGUCGGAGGUCGCUGCUUCACCACUACACGGAGCACCCUGGUCAGUAAAGAACCAGACAGCAUGCUGGCCCACAUGUUCAGAGACAAAGAUGUGUGGGGCAAUAAGCAGGACUGUCAGGGUGCCUAUCUAAUAGAUAGAAGUCCAGACUACUUCGAGCCGAUCCUUAACUACCUGAGACAUGGACAACUAAUAAUCAACGACGGCAUAAACCCGCUGGGUGUCCUAGAGGAAGCUCGAUUCUUUGGUAUUGAACAGCUGGCUGAGCAGCUGGAGACCCUGAUCAAGAGUUCACAGCCUGUGGACGACCACUCCCCUCUAACUAGGAAGGAAUUUGUCCGUUUUCUGUUGGCCACUCCCACCAAGUCAGAGCUGCGGUGUCAGGGUCUGAAUUUCAGUGGUGCAGACCUGUCUCGUUUGGACCUGCGCUACAUCAACUUUAAGAUGGCCAACCUGAGAGCUGCCAACCUCACCCAUGCCAACCUUAGUGGUGCCAACCUGGAGAGGGCAGACCUGUCGUCCGCCUGCCUUGAUGGGGCUAAUCUUCAGGGUGUUAAGAUGCUGUGUUCUAAUGCAGAGGGAGCAUCUCUGCGAGGGUGUAACUUUGAGGACCCUGCGGGAAUCAAAGCUAACUUGGAGGGUGCCAACCUGAAGGGGGUGGACAUGGAGGGUAGUCAGAUGACCGGUAUCAACCUCAGAGUCGCCACCCUGAAGAAUGCCAAACUAAAGAACUGCAACCUGAGAGGAGCCACACUGGCUGGCACAGACCUUGAGAACUGUGACCUGUCUGGAUGUGAUCUUCAGGAAGCUAACCUUCGGGGCUCCAAUGUGAAGGGAGCCAUCUUUGAAGAAAUGCUGACGCCACUUCACAUGUCUCAGAGUGUCCGAUAAUCCCCCACUACACACACACAGGUCACUGAAUAUUUCCUCCCAUGCUCAGCUGGCCAGAAAUAUUGCAUCCUCACUAACUAGACACUUCUAGAAAUCGCAGGGAAUGUGCUAGCCCUAGAUUUGAUUCUGUGUCAGAAAUAUUUUAGCUAUUUUUACAACCAAGAAUGACAGGUUCAAUGCUGGCGUUGUGCUUAACCCUGGGCUUUGAUUAAUAAAUAAGUUGUACAUUGA
Messenger RNA from Esox lucius (northern pike), 1486 nucleotides. It is a transcript of the gene kctd9b, whose product is annotated as potassium channel tetramerization domain containing 9b. Gene Ontology annotation, molecular function: protein binding. Bases 89 to 1255 code for a protein of 388 amino acids. The record is from RefSeq and is a predicted model, not a curated record. Gene Ontology annotation, biological process: protein homooligomerization. Lineage: Eukaryota; Metazoa; Chordata; Actinopteri; Esociformes; Esocidae. The transcript has 12 exons.